Messenger RNA from Ascochyta rabiei, 717 nucleotides. RefSeq lists its product as uncharacterized. The transcript has a single exon. The record is from RefSeq and is a predicted model, not a curated record. Bases 1 to 717 code for a protein of 238 amino acids. Gene Ontology annotation, biological process: secondary metabolic process. Gene Ontology annotation, molecular function: CoA-ligase activity. Lineage: Eukaryota; Fungi; Ascomycota; Dothideomycetes; Pleosporales; Didymellaceae.
AUGGCUUUUCUAGGCAUCCUGUCUUUCGGUGGCAUCUUCGCUGGGGUCAAUCCGUCCCAUACUACAUACGAACUCACGCAUGCUUUUCAAACCGCUGAGGUUAAAGCGCUUGUCGUCGAACCUGAGCUCCUGCCAAACACAUUGAAAGCUGCUGCGCAAGCAGGCAUCCCCCGGACAAACGUAUUCGUCUUUGACCAUCACACGCCAGUCACUCGGCCCUGGAAUGACAGUGAGGUCUGGGGCGAGGGACUGGGAGGCGAGGAACGAUGGGGUGGACUCAAAAGCUGGCGAUAUCUGGUGGGUCACGGGGAAAGCGACUGGGUGAGAUGGAAUAACGAAGCACGAAGCAAGUCAACAACAGCGGCACCACUGUUCAGCAGCGGUACAGCUGGACCACCCAAAGCUGUCGAGAUGACACAUCACAAUUUCAUCGCUCAGCACACGAUGGUCCUCGAACACAAAUCUCGCGACUACAAUGUAAUACGCCUCCUCUGCGCCCCCAUGUUCCAUGUCUCCAACGUCCCGCGCGCCCACACCUCACCCCUCCGCUCCGGCCUCCUUACCUACGUAAUGCGACGCUUUGAGCUGCACUCCCGGCUGCACAACAUCGAGCGCUUUGGCAUCACAGAAGCAAACAUGGUCCCACCAAUGGUGAUCCAAGUCAUCAACUCGCCGCUCACAGCACAACACUCGCUGAAAUCAAUCCGCAACUCAUGA